Messenger RNA from Sphaeramia orbicularis (orbiculate cardinalfish), 3904 nucleotides. Its product is annotated as PR domain zinc finger protein 5-like. The coding region runs from base 301 to 1329 and encodes 342 amino acids. The record is from RefSeq and is a predicted model, not a curated record. Gene Ontology annotation, biological process: regulation of gene expression. The transcript has 2 exons. Lineage: Eukaryota; Metazoa; Chordata; Actinopteri; Kurtiformes; Apogonidae. Gene Ontology annotation, cellular component: nucleus.
AGCUUCCGGAAAAACGAUCCGGCGCGUUUAGCUUUUACCGUCGACCAUAUCCUAGUCCUCCGUUUUGUCCUGUAAAGUGUUUGUUUGAGACCGUUCGACCAAGCGGAACCUCUGUAUCCGGAUGAAACCGACUGAUUGAACUGUUUUCUGUUCGCAUUCUGUGUCUGUUUUACUCCCGAUCUUCCUGUUACUAGCUCAGUGGCGCUAAAGUUAGCUUAGCUCGCUAGCCGCUAAGAGACUUUCCAGUGUGUGAUGGAAAGAAACUGUUUCUGACGGAUUUGUGUGAAGAAAAAGUGAGAAAUGUCCCAGAAAGUGCAGGUUUUGAGAUCACUGGUGGAGCAGAGACUAACUGCGGCCACUGAAGAGAUAUUUGGGCUGUUUGAAAGAGCCAUAGCAGAGCAUGAGGAGGAAUUUUGUCGAACCAAAGAAGAAAACCGGCGACUGAGACAAAUGCUGGACGAAGUUUUGAACCCAAAUGUACCCAAAACAGUGAGUCCUUCAGACAUCCAGGUCGUGAAGGUGGUGAAAGAAGAGAGGCAGGAGUGGAGCCCCAGUCUAGUCCAGGAGUGUCCUCAAGUUCCCCGUAUUAAAGAGGAAGAAAGGGAAGUGUUGAUCAUACAGAAGCAGCCUCAAGUGCUGGAGAGGGCUGAUACCACCCAGAUCACAAUUGGUGAAGACGGUAGAGCAACGACUCAGGUCUCACAGUUUCAUCAAGGACAAACUGUGGAGAACACAAUGGAAAUCUCUGAAGAGGACUGUGGGGGAUCAGAUCCAGAUCCAGAUUUCCCAUCAGAUACUGAAAACACCGACAACUCCUCUGACUCAGAGGACAGCAACAAGGCUCAGAAGCAGAAGAGGAGACAUCAGUCGUAUCUCCACCCAAAGACGGCGCCUCCAAGUGCCAGGGUAUAUGAACAUAGGAAAACUGAACCAAACGGAGAGGACUAUGGGAGUCCAAAACCAGGCAGCAGCAUAAAGCGAGAGAUUCAAACAGAUUCAGAUAAGACCGAAAAUUCUUCUGACUCUGAGGGCAAUGAUGAUCAGAAACGGGGAAAGUCUCACAGCAAACAUCAUCAGUGCUCGGAGUGUAAUAAAGUGUUUUCCACGGGGCAGGUUGUGAAGAAGCACAAGAAAUCCGCGGUCAGAAGAGCUCACCAUUCAGGAUCAAAGCGAGAUGUUCACAAGAAGUCUCAGACAGAAAAAAAAUGGUACAGCUGUCCAGUCUGUCGGAAAAUCUUCUUACGUGAAUUUGAUGUUCAGAGACAUAUGAUGGUCCAUACACAGGAGAAACAUUCUGCUGAACAAAGACACAAUCAGGAACCCAAAUAAAUCUAAAACCAGUGAUGCUGAUGACCAGAGUGAUGAGAAGUGACCACGGUAUGUCCGAGUUCAAAUCUGAAAGGAACAGUUUCCACAACAGGGAAAAUCAUUCUGGAGUUUGUGAAAUUCUUGGCCAAUGUGUUGACUGAUAGGGAUGCUUAUCUUGUUUGUGUUAUCAUCAUCAGAGAGACAACAAAAUCUCUGCGGAAAAAAAUAAGUAAUUGUACAACGUUAAAGCCUGUCAGGUACUCGACACAAUAUCUGGUUGAACACAAAUACAAUCAUACAAUUUUGUCCAAUAGCCCAGACAAACAUUGACCACUGUACCUGUCGACCAGUACUGAUGUUUAGCUGACGUAUCUGCAUCCAUAGUUUGUGGCAAGAAGUCAGAUGAGCUUCAAAGUUUGUAAAGAUGUGAAAUGUUCUGUUUGUGUUCACUUGCAUUUAAUUCUCUUUAUGGUAAAAUGGGCUGCUUGUCAUGUGUUCUGUUUAACUAACAUUUGCAUCAUAUUUUUUAUUUCAUUUAUCCUUGCAAGGGGGAUCUUUCUUUGUGGAGUUCGCAUGUUCUCCUCGUGUCUAUGUGGGUUCUCUCCGGCUUCCCCCUACCAUGCGAAGACAUGCACCCUAAUAGGUUAAUUGGUCAAUCUAAAUUCUUCCAUAGACGUGAAUAUGAGAGAGAAUGGUUGUUCGUUUGUCUAAUGGUUGUUCUGCCCUGUGAUGAACUGGCAACACAUCCAGGGUGACCCCCAUGUUCAUCCAUUGGUCGCCAGGAUAGAGUCCAACACCCCCUGCACCCCUCUAGAGGAUUAAGCAGUUUGGAAAACGGAUGAAUGAAUGAUUUAUUUAACCUUUGUUUAGACAGGUUGUCCCAUUGAGACGUGCAGUCUUCAUUUAGAGAGACCUGUUUUGGACAGACAUAAAACAUUUACUUGCAACAUUACUUUACAUAUAAUAUAUAAAUUAGAGCAGGUUAAAUAUUAAAAGCAGAUACAAUCCAGAUAUGCUUUCUCCAAUUUCCUCAGAAUAUUUCUAAAUUCCCCUAAUGCGAUAAAGAUGGACAGCUUUCGAUCCUGCUGUUACUUAUUCCAGACCAAGGAAUGGAUUUGUAAAUAGUUAUAGUUGAAAUCUUCAAAUAUAUAGUGAUGACUAGUUGACUAGUGAGUAUAAAAUGCAAUGGUGAAUGUUAAAAACAAAAAAUGUUCAAACCAUUUCUAAGCAUUGUCAUCUUUGUUGUUUGGUUUUUUAAACUUUUUUUUUGUUUUGUUUUUUUUUUUUUACACCCCAGACUCAGACUUUUAGAUGAAGUGUAAUAUGACAACAUGAAAGACACAAGAUGAAAAGUACAUAAUAGAGCAAAAUCUGAAUGACACAACAAAGACAAACAAUUUAAAAGGAUGAAAACGACUUACUAGAUGUAACAAGGCAAAUCUAAUGUAAAAGAUGCAAAAUGAUAAUGAAGAUGAAUUUAAAAAAUGGCUUUGAGGUGGAAAUGCAGUUAGCCUGUCCCACAUUCAGCGUGUAGUUCAGACUCCUCAGGGCUCAAAGGUGGUGUACAUUUGUUGAUGCGCUUAUGUUGUUAGUUUGAUUAUUAAUGGUUUUGCUCUGUUUUUUGGGUUUUUUAUUGAUCACUUGAAAUGUUACCCACUGUUUUUGUAAUGAUGGUAUCAUUCAUUUUAUUGAUGAUUCCCUCAUUCUGAAAUCUGUCUGGUUACUCUUUUUGUAUUUGUCAAGAAAUGUUUGUUUUGUAUGUUUUAGAUAUGUUUCAGUAAAAUUGAAAUUUGGCGAAAUAUCAUUAAACAUGACGUUAUCUUCGCUGUUUGUAAAGGAUGAAGCUGAUGAUUCUGUCCAUUAUGCUCUUGUCUCUUUAAGAUCAGUCAGGUUUGAAGGAUAGGAAGUGUUGGGCUGUGGUGUCUCUGCUUUAGUCCAAUCGAUGCAUGUCAGUCUGAGCUCAUUUCCUCUUUGAAAGCUGGCAUCGGCAUUUUCACAAGAGCUGUAAGUUCAGUCAGAUGCACCAACAGUCAAUGCAUGAUAAACUGUUCAUGCUGUUCUGUAUGUUGCAAACAAAUGUUUAGUAAACAAUACUCGGUUAACACAGGCUUGCAUGGUCACAAAAAACGGCUCCAUUUACAAAAUUAGCCAUUUUGGGAUCAGAAUAGGUCACCUAACACCAGCGCUCUCAGCCAGUGGGCCAUAAAGUGUAUUUAAAUAAAGAAACGCAAUAUGAUGUCAGACUUUGAUUUUGUUAAGUUGUACAGUAUAUGAUGGACUGAGACAUUUACAGGGCUUACGUAGCACAAAUAUGGCCUGAGUCUUCUGUAAAUCUGCACAUACCCUUCUGUUAAAUAUGGAUUUACAAACACUCCUUUAGAAGGACUGGAUGCAAGUGUGUGACAUGUUAGAACCAAAAUAUCAAAACUGAACAGUCAUUUAGAACUGAAAGAUACUGAUUUUCCUUAAGUGUGCCAAUUUAGCUGCAGUUGCCAUGUCCAUGCUUUGUAGUUAUAGUCUUGUGUAUAUUUUGUAAAAAAAAAAAAAAACAAAACUAAAUGGUGGCUUGAACAUGUGAAUAAAUGAGAUCUUUGCA